AGCUAUGUACAGGACCCUAACUAACGCCGCGUCGCUUGACGCUUUCCCUGCCCUCAGUCCCAACUUUGACGGCCUCACCAACUGUGACGGCCUCACCAACUGUGACGGCCUCAACAACAACUUCAUAUCCCUGGAGGAGAUGGAGCGGGACUCUACAGACACGCAUCAUCUGCCGGUAACAGACACGCAUCAUCUGCCGGUCACCAUCUUCACGCGCUCUGUGGCCCGGCACACGGACAAUGACGUCAUGAACCGGAUACCGUACCCGGCACACCGUCCGGUGAACUACAACGAGUCGAGGAUGUUCGUGCCGGUAGAUGUCCCCACCCCCCGGGACGACUGCUCCAUCGGCUGCAACAAGAACUCGGCUGGACGGUCCAGAAAGUCUGUGACCGCGCCCAACUCCCCCGGCCCCUACCCGUCUCACGCCUCACGACUCGACACCAUCCACUUCACGUCACUCGAGAACGUCACGCUCUCGGACUUGUACCGGCCGGCAGGACUCCGGUCAACAGGACUCCGGCCAACAGGACUCCGGCCAACAGGACAUGGCAGAGAGGACAUGUCAGAGAGAGGACAGCUGGACAACCGCUGGACGGACGAGAGCCGUGAGCGCAGCGCCUCCACAAGCUUCGCUCACCUCUUUAAGCGGUGCCGGAGUGAACGUGACCUUGAGUCGGACUGGAACUCUCUGCUGCGUGACUGCAGUGAGCAGCAGAUGAUAUACGAGCUGCUGUGUGCUGAGAGAGUCUCACAGAUGACAAAAACUUACAAUGAUAUAGAAGCUGUCACACGUCUACUGGAAGAGAAAGAGCGCGACCUUGAACUUGCUGCUCGUAUAGGUCAGACCCUACUCUCCAAGAACAAAGAGCUAUCGUCCAGAUCCGAGACCCUUGAAGAGCAAUUAACCCUCGCUAACGAGCGGGUCAAUCAGCUGCGACAUGACCUGAGUAUGAAGGAUGAGCUGCUCCGGUUUUAUAAUGAGGACCUGGAGUACAACCACCCAGGGGAGGUCACUCCAAAUGAAAAGCCCCCCCAUGACGGCAUCAAUGUUGACUUUCUCAAGAAGAAGGUGGAAACUUUGGAGGACGAGAACCUCAACCUCAGGCUAGAGAGUGCCCAGCUCAAGUCAACCACAGACAGCUAUGAGGAGAAAGAGAAAAAAUUGGUGGAGGACUGUAUCCAGCAGCUGGCUGAAGUAAACCACCAAGUGGAGUCUCUAGCUGAAGAGCUGCAUGAGAAAUGUGAGGAGUGUCUACAUCAGAAGGAGGAGAUCACCAUCUUCCUGGGCCAGAUAGCUGAGUUACAGACCAAGAUAAGGAAGCUGACACUUGACAACAUGGACCUGCAUGAAAAACUGACGGCAUCAACUGAGUCACAGCGUAGGCUGACUAAAGAGCUUGGCAGCAUGCAGGACAAGUAUGACGAGCUGUUGGAGAUGAUGGAGGAGGCCACAGACGAACUUCGCAUUUUGCGAGGCCGACACAAAGUUCGGGCCAACGGCCAACACCAUCACUCAGCGUAUGCCAUCCCCACAGACUCUCUGGCAUCAGAGCUGGAAACAUCCCUGCAGCAGGAGUUGUCUCAGUCCAACAGGAGAGCCCAGAGCUGGAAAGUGUUUGAGACAGCCAGAGCCGCCAAGCGAGCCGCGACCAAAGCAGCCCAGAGGGAGGUCAUGUCGUCCACCAGGAUGUCAGUGAUGGCACUGCCGUCACAGAGUGGCAACACGUCACAGAACCAGUCGACAUACCCGUCAGAUGUGGAGAGUAUUGCUAGUGAUGGCUACAGCGCGGACAUGGACAGCCUCUAUGGGUCCAACCCAGAACUUGGACGGCCUGGGAUCCCAGGCUCUAAUGACCUGGAGAGUGCCUUGAAGAGGCUGGCACUGAGGAAAGCCAACGAGUUGAAUGAGAGGGACUUUCAUGAGGAGGAGGAGAGGAAGAGGAAACAGGAGCUAGAGAGAGAGAUAAGUGGCACCACCUCACCCCAGAGUGUCAGGAGUCACUACCAAGAUGGCGUCAGGUCUCCUGGCAUCAUGUCCUGGAACUCUGGGCCGCCAACCUUCAAAAUCUCUGACAAACUUCAGAUAGUCAAACCUCUGGAAGGUUCAAUGACCUUGAGACACUGGCAGCACCUGGCCACUCCCCACCUGGGCGGAAUCUUUGAGGAGAGGGAGGGGGUCCAGAUGAGGGGAGAGAAGAAACUUGAGCUGGUGGAGGAGGUUUACUCCCUGAGUGACCUGGAGGAAGAUGAUGACCCAAGUGAUGUCCACACAAGGAAGGAGCAGGAUAGCAGUUUGAUCUACACAUUCACAGACUCCACAGUCAGGAACCCUGGACCUUACAUGGGGCUUGGGACCUUAGCUAGUCUUAGUAGUUCACCCAGCCAGAGCACACUAGAGGACCCACCCAUUCAAGCCUCCACACCAAGGGCAGACACCACCCAGAGCACAUACAGCAUGACCCUGGGGCUGGCUGCCCUCCUGGGGGGCAGGGAGACAGCCGUGGAGCGGGCUUUGUCCCGGGUCUCUGCUUUGAGUGGCCACCCACCCACCAGACCCGCCACAGACACGCCUCCAACCCCUGGCCUUGACCUUAACCAGAGGGUUCUUUCUUCAAGGUCGCUUGGCAGUUUAUCUUCAUCUUCUAACUCACCCCAGCCCAAGAACCUACCAGGGUCAAGGUCACUAGACAAAGUUCUGAUGGAGCGAGAGGACGGGUCCUUGUCCAGCUUUGCUGACCCGUCCCAGAAACCCAGCCUGUUUGUGCCGGGUAUGACGGGUCAGGGGUUUCUCCAGCAGUUAAAAAACAAAGGCUACUCGCUGUACGGCCUGUGGGGGGGCAAGGGCCCCACGGAGAGCAGCACAGAUGGAGCCGAGGGCCCCACCAAGGCAACAGCUGAGUCAGUGCUGCCCAAUGGUGCGGGGGUGGGGGUACUGGGGGCGCUGACCAACUUCAGGCGCAGUGGCAUUUUGUGAGACUCACAUUUGGGCAUGUCAGUCUGCUUAACCUCACUGGGAUCAUUGACAUCAGAUGUCAGACUGACAUGUCAUCAGCCAAUCUAUAUAUGUCCUACAUUCCUCAUGUCAUAAUCAAGCAUCCUCAUAGAGUGGACUCUGUUGAUGUGGUGUGUGGGUGGGAUGUGUGUUGUUUGAGUCCACUGUUUGUGUUUAAACAAUGUGCCAAGUGAACAGGAAGGAUAACUUGACAUGGCUAAUGACAUGACACAUGGCUCAUGACAUGGAACAGAAGUGUCACUGUAACAGACUCUGUGAUUGGCCAAAAUGAUCCUGCUAAAACCAAAGGUCACAAACCAGGGGACAUAACCCCUCUAUUGAUUUGAUGGCAGGAGAACCACUGUGCCACAGAUUUGAAUCAAUUGUUGUUUUACAGCUUUAGUAGUGUAAUGAAUGUACAAAAUGUUGACCACAUUAUUUUAUCAUAGCAAAUAUUUGUAUCCCUUUUUUGUCCUACCAAAUAUUUUGUUUGUGCCAAUUGUUUGUCCUACCAAAUAUUUUGUUUGUGCCAAUUGUUUGUCCUACCAAAUAUUUUGUUUGUGCCAAUUGUUUGUCCUACCAAAUAUUUUGUUUGUGCCAAUUGUUUGUCCUACCAAAUAUUUUGUUUGUGCCAAUAGUUUGUCCUACCAAAUAUUUUGUUUGUGCCAAUUGUUUGUCCUACCAAACGCCAUAGUUUCUUGUGUGCCAAUUGUCCACAUAUGUGCCACCAUUACCAGCCAGUGCCCUGGCCAGGGUGAGCUUGCAAUACUUGAGCUCAGUCCACUGUGCUGGUAUGUCAUUUGACUUUCUAAAUCUUUGUGUACUUUUACAAAAUGUGUUACUGUAAGUAAAGUUGAUGUGAGUUUAGGUUGUAAAAACUUGGGUUAGUAAAGUUGAUGUGAGGUUGUAAAAACUUGAGUUAGUAAAGUUGAUGUGAGGUUGUAAAAACUUGGGUUAGUAAAGUUGAUGUGAGGUUGUAAAAACUUGGGUUAGUAAAGUUGAUGUGAGUUUAGGUUGUAAAAACUUGGGUUAGUAAAGUUGAUGUGAGUUUAGGUUGUAAAAACUUGGGUUAGUAAAGUUGAUGUGAGUUUAGGUUGUAAAAACUUGUGUUAGUAAAGUUGAUGUGAGUUUAGGUUGUAAAAACUUGGGUUAGUAAAGUUGAUGUGAGUUUAGGUUGUAAAAACUUGGGUUAGUAAAGUUGAUGUGAGUUUAGGUUGUAAAAACUUGGGUUAGUAAAGUUGAUGUGAGUUUAGGUUGUAAAAACUUGGGUUAGUAAAGUUGAUGUGAGGUUGUAAAAACUUGGGUUAGUAAAGUUGAUGUUAGGUUGUAAAAACUUGGGUUAGUAAAGUUGAUGUGAGUUGAGGUUGUAAAAACUUGGAUUAGUAAAGUUGAUGUGAGUUUAGGUUGUAAAAACUUGAGUUAGUAAAGUUGAUGUGAGUUUAGGUUGUGAAAACUUGGAUUAGUAAAGUUGAUGUGAGUUUAGGUUGUAAAAACUUGGGUUAGUAAAGUUGAUGUGAGUUUAGGUUGUAAAAACUUGAGUUAGUAAAGUUGAUGUGAGUUUAGGUUGUGAAAACUUGGAUUAGUAAAGUUGAUGUGAGUUUAGGUUGUAAAAACUUGGGUUAGUAAAGUUGAUGUGAGUUGAGGUUGUAAAAACUUGGGUUAGUAAAGUUGAUGUGAGUUUAGGUUGUAAAAACUUGGAUUAGUAAAGUUGAUGUGAGUUGAGGUUGUAAAAACUUGGGUUAGUAAAGUUGAUGUGAGUUUAGGUUGUAAAAACUUGGGUUAGUGACAGUCAACUGUGGUUGUGUAAACCAACUGGUCGCUCCACACUAUUUGCUGCACAUCUCAUGGGCUUAGUUGAUUAGAUUUGUCAGUGUGGACAGAGUGACACUCUGCCAGGUGAUUAGCUGAUGGUCAAACCCUGACAAGGUUAAACCCUGACAAGGUCAAAUCCUGACAAGGUCAAACCCUGACGAGGUCAAACCCUGAUGAGGUCAAACUCUGACGUGGUCAAACCCUGACAAGGUCAAACCAUGACAAGGUCAAACCCUGACAAGGUCAAACCCUGACAAGGUCAAACCCUGACAAGGUCAAACACCUCUAGUUUGGCUAAAGCUAAAACAAAAAGCAAUUUUUUCUCAUUGAGGCUCAGCAUGUACGGCUGAAUUAAUUGUAUAAUUUUAUUACAAAGAGACAAUAUGUAUGGCUGAAUUAAUUGUAUAGUUUUUUUACAAAGAGACAAUAUAUAGGGCUGAAUUGAUUAAAGUAGAUAUGCCUUUCUACAAACAAAUGAUUGUACAGACAUGGUUGAUUGAAUGAUUGCCCACAUGUUUGAUUGAAUGAUUGCCCACAUGUUUGAUUGAAUGAUUGCCCACAUGUUUGAAUGAUUGCCCACAUGUUUGAUUGAAUGAUUGCCCACAUGUUUGAUUGAAUGAUUGCCCACAUGUUUGAUUGAAUGAUUGCCCACAUGUUUGAUUGAAUGAUUGCCCACAUGUUUAAUUGAAUGAUUGCCCACAUGUUUGAUUGAAUGAUUGCCCACAUGUUUGAUUGAAUGAUUGCCCACAUGUUUGAUUGAAUGAUUGCCCACAUGUUUGAUUGAAUGAUUGCCCACAUGUUUGAUUGAAUGAUUGCCCACAUGUUUGAUUGAAUGAUUGCCCACAUGUUUGAUUGAAUGAUUGCCCACAUGUUUGAUUGAAUGAUUGCCCACAUGUUCCUGAUCUGAUUUUGUUUUUGUACUGUACUUAAGUCCUACUUCAUUGUAGCUAUUUAUAGAAUUUUAUUUUAAGCUCUAUUCAUAGAAUUUUAUUUUAAGCUCUAUUCAUAGAAUAUUUUUAGUUGUGUUAUUGUGCCUGAAGUCUUUCAUUACAUCUUUAUAUUUAUGAUUUCUGAUAUAUUUAUGAUUUCUGAUAUAUUUAUGAUUUCUGUAUAUUUAUGAAUUCUGAUAUAUUUAUGAUUUCUGAUAUAUUUAUGAUUUCUGUUAUAUUUAUCAUUUUUGUUUUAUUUAUGAUUUCUGAGCUGAUCUUCUGUCUCAAAGUUUUAAAAAAUGAAGGGUGUAUUUUAUUCAAAAAAUUUUUACCAAGAUUCGAAUUCUAAAAACAUCUUUUUGACAUCUGUCGGUAGUUCUAAAAAUAGUUGUAGAUUUGCAACUGGUAGGUCUAUGUUUUUUCUGUCUGAGUUUUCCUUUGUUGAAUGUUGUUAAUUGUAUGCAACUAAAAAUCUCACCAUUUUGUGAUUUGCUCUUGAUUGAAGAUUUGAUGAAACAAAAUUUGUUGAAAUGUUAAAUAGUAUCAAAUGUUGAAUGCUUCACAAUGUUAAAAUGCUAAAUACCCUCAUCUUCCAUACACUACAUGACAACUUCUAGAUGUACUAUAUCAUAGACCUCCAUAAAGUUCUAGACGUAUUAUAACAGAGAGCUCCAUUCUCUAAAGUUCUAGACGUACUAUAUGAAAUACCUCAUCAAAUUGAAAUCAUUGUUUCUUCCAGACUUUUUUCUCCGGGGGUGCAUUUGAAAUUUUCAAGGGGGGCGGACAACAAUUUUUGGGGGAGGCGGACACUGUCAAAAGUAUAUAUUUUCUAUA
Molecule: messenger RNA, 6570 nt
Organism: Physella acuta
Lineage: Eukaryota; Metazoa; Mollusca; Gastropoda; Physidae
Product: trafficking kinesin-binding protein 1
Biological process (GO): mitochondrion distribution; vesicle transport along microtubule; protein targeting
Cellular component (GO): cytoplasmic vesicle; mitochondrion
Molecular function (GO): myosin binding
Source: RefSeq, a predicted model, not a curated record